AUGUGGCGGCGGCUGCCCCUCCGUCCCCGCCACGGCGGCGGCGCGGCGACGGCGACGGCGACGGCGACGGCGGCGCGGAGGGCAGGGACGUUGGGCGGCGGCGGCGGUGGCCCGCGUCCCCCGCGCGACGAGGGCAUCAGCGCGGGGCUGCGCGGCUUCGGCGCGUACGGCGGCUCCGUCGCCGCCUUCGUGCGGCCGCCGGGGGAGCGGCCCGCGGACGCUGCGGCGGCUGCGUCGCCCCUCCCCUGCGGCGCCGCGGGCCCCCUCGCGCAGGCCGCCAAGGCGCAACAGAUGGCCAACAUUGCGCUCCGCGGCGGUCUGCCGUCGCCGGAGCCGCAGCGUCCGUCCACGACGACGACGACAACGACGGCGGGGUCCUCCUCGUCGUCCCACGCGUCGUCGCUCCCGCAGCGGCUCCCCCCCGACGGCGACGCGAAGGCGGCGACGCGUGGGACGGGGCCUGCCGCAGCCGCAGCCGCGGGCGCCGAGGCGCAGGAGGCGGCCGACUACUACCGCGCCGUCCCCCGCAACGCGCUCUCAAAGGAGGAGAUGUGGCGCCGCAUCACCGCCGCCAGCGCGGACGCGGCCGACCGCGUGGCCUCCGCCUUGCAGCCCUCGGAGGCCGACUACCUGAAGAUGGAGGAGGAGCUGCGCGAGAACGACCUUUUUCACUACCGCAUGGGCGAGAUCGCCUACCCGGCGGCGACGGCCACCCGGCGCAGCUACUACGCCAUGUGGCAGCUCGCCAUCUCCCUCAACAAGGCGCGCUGGACGAUGCUUGACGUCCUCUCCCAGCGCGGCGUGAAGACGACCGGGGCGGGCAUGAAGCUCCUCUUCUGGAAGGAGGCGGUGAACCAAAUCGUGGAGCGGCGGCAGAUGACGGCGGGGCAGUUCACCGAUUCCCACCCCGUCCUGCGCCCGUUCGCGGCGGUGGUGGAGCAGAACCCGCAGCUGACGCGGGCGUUCGUGCGCGGCUUCACCGACGCCCGGCUGCGGGUGCUGCAGCAGCCAGGCAACGUCAAGCAGCUCUUCGACCACUUCGACCGCUACUACGGCUACUUCUUCAACGCCCUGCUGGAGGCCACCGGCGUGAAGGACGAGGUCGCGGAGCACAUGCUGCAACACAUUGGCCGCGCCAUCGGCCUCACCCAGCACUGCGUGAUGUUCUGGAAGAAGUACGCCAACGUCGGCUUCACGAUGUUGCCGGCCGACCUCUGCGCCGACAACUACGUCAACAUCGCGCUGCUCAAGAACAUCUCCCUCGCCUCGCGCGACCGGGCGGUGCGACGGCUGCUGUACGACGUGAUGUGCAUCGCCAAGACGGAGAUGCUGCACGCGCAGCAGCUGGCCCCGGCGUGCGCCCCCACCGCCUGGCCGGUCGUGAUGGAGUGCGUCUACGCGAACUACUACCUCGGCUUCCUGCAGCGCCGCGACUUCAACGUGAGCGCCAUGUUUGCCGACCACAACAUCGAGAACCCUGGCUUCGCCUGGUACCGCGUGAAGAAGCGCUGGGAGUGGGAGCGGCACCAGAGCAUCGCGCGCCUCGUGGCGGAGGAGGCGCCGCUGCCGUUCCUCGGCCUCUCGCUGGGCCACGGCGGCUCACGCUACAAGAUGGCCUCUGGCAUCGGGCGGGCCCGCUAG
Molecule: messenger RNA, 1641 nt
Organism: Trypanosoma conorhini
Lineage: Eukaryota; Euglenozoa; Kinetoplastea; Trypanosomatida; Trypanosomatidae
Product: putative phytoene synthase
Exons: 1
Coding region: 1-1641 (546 amino acids)
Source: RefSeq, a predicted model, not a curated record